Molecule: messenger RNA, 480 nt
Organism: Colletotrichum higginsianum IMI 349063
Lineage: Eukaryota; Fungi; Ascomycota; Sordariomycetes; Glomerellales; Glomerellaceae
Product: transcription factor subunit Med10
Exons: 2
Coding region: 1-480 (159 amino acids)
Biological process (GO): positive regulation of transcription by RNA polymerase II
Cellular component (GO): chromatin; mediator complex
Molecular function (GO): transcription coregulator activity
Source: RefSeq, a predicted model, not a curated record
AUGGCACCCCUCGACAAACCGACUCCUGCGGAGCUGGAGCAGCAGCUCAAAGACACGAUCCAUGAUCUCUACCAGAUUAUGGUCCAGGUCACAACCUACAACGCGACCUCAUCCAACCCCUCGGGCCCGGCCCUCUCCGAUUCGGUCCAGGCGCUCUCCCAGUCUUUGCAGCGCGUUCACAUGACGGCCACGGCCGGCGCGCCCCCUUCGCCCGACCUGCCCGGCGCCCUGCCCAAGAUCCCGCCCGAGCUCGUGCAGUACGUCGAGAACGGCCGGAACCCGGACAUCUACACGCGCGAGUUCGUCGAGCUCGUCCGCCGUGGCAACCAGCUGAUGAAGGGCAAGAUGAGCGCCUUUGCGCAGUUCCGCGACGUGCUGGCCGACCACAUGGAGAGAGGCAUGCCCGAGCUUCGCGACGACGUCGCGAGGGUUCUCGAGGGGACAAAGGUCGUCGGGAGCGGCAGGCCAGGGGGUGAUUGA